CAUCCUUUUUCUUUUUCCUUUUCCAUUUUUAUUUUUCUCUCUUCUUCUUUCUUUCUGUCCGAAUCAAAAAAAAAUCCGAGCCCCUCAUCAUCGAACAAGCCCCAGCCGCCGAUUCUUCUUCCCGGAGAUCUCUACUUGCCUACUUCUCCAACUCCUCUCAGUAGGGUGGAAGAGCUGGUUCUUCUUAGGAGAGUGGUCAACUCGAUAGAAAACUCAUGUUGGUGCACAGAUGAGCAGAACUGAUGUUAUUUGCAGUAGAAGGAGGAGGGUUCUUCUCGUCUUCAGCUUCUGGGUAUAGCAAAGGUUUGGCCCUUCUACUCUUGGGUCACAAGGACGACGACGAUAAACCCAUGAGAGUUUCGCCGUGGAAUCAGUACCAGUUGGUGGACCAAGAAUCUGACUCUCACCUCCAGCUGGCUUCCACGAAGAACCGACUUUCCCGCGGUUGCGCCUCCUUUGUCUGCUUUGGUCGCGCUUCCGCCGGGCUUGACACUCCCUCUCCUCUUAAAGUGGGCCCUGCCCAACAGCAGGAUGUCUUGCACGAGUCUGUUGCUUCUGAUAAAGGCGAGGAUCAUACUGCUACCCCUGAGGAGUUUCAUACUGCAAGAAAACUUGCUCUCAAAAGUAGCUUGAAGAAGCCAUCAAAAAGCAUACCAGUUCCUGUCCAGAGUUCUAAUGAACAUGAAACAAAUAGUCACAUUCCAGGCAAUGCAGAAAGGAGAAAAGUGCAGUGGACUGAUACUUGUGGGAGUGAGCUCGUUGAUAUCAGAGAAUUUGAACCCAGUGAAGCGGAUGGAUCAGAUGAUGAAUUCAACAAUGGGAAUGAAAGAAGUUGUUCAUGUGUGGUUAUGUAGAUUGGCUUGUACCUGGUGAUGAUUUAGGCUUGGACUGCUCUUUAGAUGCAACAAUGCAUCAGGUAACAUACUGCUAACAGUGCUUUUCCGGUUGAUUACUUAUUUCUGGAAGGAGAAAAGCGGUUUUUGAGUUGAUGCGGAAUACCACCAUAGCAAGGAGUAUUUUUCCGGCUAUGCUCAUCACACUGAAUAGUUCUGUCUAUAUCGGGUUUGCUUUGGGUUUCAAUUUUGUCACUCCAGGUUUGGGGUUGUUUUGUUUAUUAUUCUCUGUGUGACUCCAUUGUUCAUUAUUUAUCGUAAUUAAUGUGUUUCUUUUCUUCUCAUAA
This is a messenger RNA of Rosa rugosa (rugosa rose), 1180 nucleotides long. RefSeq lists its product as uncharacterized. The record is from RefSeq and is a predicted model, not a curated record. The transcript has 3 exons. Bases 243 to 854 code for a protein of 203 amino acids. NCBI's taxonomy places the organism in Eukaryota, Viridiplantae, Streptophyta, Magnoliopsida, Rosales, Rosaceae.